GGGGGGGGGCAGGGUAGAGGAGGAGUGGCAGAAUGAUAGAGUGAGUUAAUUCAACCACAGCCAACCCUGAUUGACUUAGCAACAAACUGACAUGUCACACUGACUCUGACACCACAGCCACGGAACGGGAGACGAGAAAUAACAUGUCCUUCACCAGGAAGAGAAGUUUCACUUUUGGGGCAUAUGGAGGUGUGGACAGAUUCUCGUGCGGGGAUGAGAAGAGCAGAGCGCAGCCUGCAGGAGACAACAUCCUGGACAUCCUGGACUCUCCUGCCGGGGACAGCCGAUCCGUCCAGUCUGACGGCGGUAACCUGAAGGAGACAGAGCUGUUUGAAAUCAUCGAGAAGCUGCAGGGCAGUCGGAUCAACGAGCAGCGCUGUGAGUUCCCUCUCCCUCUGAAGUCCCAGUUUUUGACAGCAGGGGGAGGUUGGCCGCUCAUUGUCCCGUCAGAGACUGGGGGCUACUGGAUACAGCCCCCGCUGGAUGGGGGGCUCGUUAGUGUGAGCCCCACCUCUCCAGGCCAAAGCCCCGAUCUGGACAACUACGACAUAAUGGAAAGAGACAGAGAGGCCACAGUCUACAGACAGGUCUUCUGCACACGGUACCAUCAUUCAUUCACAGCCAUCGAUCCAUCGCUGGGUCCACUGGUUCUCUCAGUGUGUCUGGAGGAGGAGGAGAAGAAGCUGCGGCUGAUUCUAAGAUUAAAGGAAUCCUCUCUUCAUGGACAUUUCUCUCUGUGUCUGUUCCCUGUCAUCCCCUCGUCUGUUGAGUUGGCAAAGAUGCUCUGUGACAAAGUGACCGUCUCAAAGUUUGAACCCGUCAGUUUUCUCAAGGCUCCAGAGCUCAUAACAGCAUUUGACGAACACCGGGUGUCGCUAAACUUCAAGUUUGGAAUCUUGUACCAACGGGAAGGCCAGCUCAGUGAGGAGGAGAUCCUGAGCAACAACCACGAGAGCGACGACUUCAAGGAGUUCCUCUCCAUUCUGGGUGAAACAGUUCUGCUGCAGGGCUUCACCAGGUUCAGGGGAGGGCUGGACGUGUCACACGGCCAGACAGGAAGUGAAGCCGUUUUCACUUCGUUUCAGGGAAGAGAAAUCAUGUUCCAUGUCGCAACCAAGCUGCCUUUCACAGAGGGCGACCCACAGCAGUUACAGAGAAAAAGGCACAUCGGUAACGACAUCGUCGCUCUGAUCUACCAGGAGGGACAAACUCCGUUCUUCUCUGACAUCAUCAAGUCUCAGUUCCUGCACUGUUUCCUGGUGGUGAGGAGGAUUCAGUCGGAGGAGGACGCAGGUGGAGCUGCAUAUCAGGUGUCAGUCACAGCCAGGGACGAUGUUCCUCCGUUUGGUCCAGUCAUCCCAGAUCCUCCGGUCUUCACUGAUCCGUCCCUCCUGCGACAGUUUCUUCUGACCAAACUCAUCAAUGCAGAGAUUUCCUGCUAUAAAGCCGAGUGUUUCAGCAGGUUAGAGCUCCGGACACGCUCGUUGCUCCUGGAGACUCUGCAGGCUGAACUCUCCACGCGCUCCCAGUGCAUGAUGGGAGACUCGUCACUGUCUGCUCUGUCCUGCUCUGACAGCGUACGUGCAGCGUCUGAAGGGAGCGGAGGCUUCAUUGAGAAUUUCAAGAGAGCGAUCAGAGUACGCAGCCAUUCUUUGGACAUGCUGGGGGCACCCAAGAAGAUGAGUGGGGGUGCGCCGCAGAAGCCAAAGACACAGAAAGAUGGAGAAAGUGACAAAUCUCCAGGAAGUCUACCUGAAAGUCUGGGUUCCACUGAAGUCAAAGAUCAAGCAAGUCCUCAAGAGGAGCCGUAGAAAGACAUCUGUAGAUUUUGUAGAUUUUUGUAGAUGUUACACAAGAACAAGUGUCAGCCUUUAAAAAUAAAUUAUAUUAUAUUUUAAAAAUAUAGUGACGAUGGUAGUGAUGAUUAAAUCAAUGAUUGACUUGUAAACAGUUGUUAUUCUGCGUUAAAUAUGAGAAUAAACUCUAAAAUCGUCUGCUUUUACUCCUUUCUUGUUAGACAUGAUUGAAUAUAAUUAUUGAAAUAUGACUUUAAAAUAAUUAACAUCUCACAUGUGUUAAUACAGUGCGAAAUUGAAUACAAAUAAAUAAAUACUUUUAUAAUAAAUAAAAUCAAUACUUAAUUUAAACUUUUUAAACCAGAUUUAACCGCACUAGGAAGUGCAACUUUACAUCGCUGUAACACUCCAGUCCAGUAGGUGGUGCAGUACACCAGUACGCCGUGUUUUGUUUGUUUUUUUUUUCAAUAAUAAUCAGAAGAAACAUUGUCUUGAAGGCUUCUAAUGCUAAUUGUGGCUACUAUUAAUAAACAGAAUAUAUAAACUAAAACCUAACCUGAUUGUGUUUGAUUUAAUAAAAUAAUAGAACAGACUUUAGGCUCAUCUGACUUGACAAUAAAACCGCUGGA
Cynoglossus semilaevis (tongue sole) is the source of this 2425-nucleotide messenger RNA. RefSeq names its product RAP1 GTPase activating protein-like (gene rap1gapl). The record is from RefSeq and is a predicted model, not a curated record. Gene Ontology annotation, cellular component: cytoplasm. The transcript is spliced from 19 exons. Bases 144 to 1811 code for a protein of 555 amino acids. Gene Ontology annotation, molecular function: GTPase activator activity. NCBI's taxonomy places the organism in Eukaryota, Metazoa, Chordata, Actinopteri, Pleuronectiformes, Cynoglossidae. Gene Ontology annotation, biological process: regulation of small GTPase mediated signal transduction.